AUGGCGACGGCAGGAGGAGCCGCUGCAGCCAGCGGCGAGGACAAGAGCAACGGGGGCAAGAUCCCCGUACCCGUCUUCGAUGGCACGAGCAAGACCAUGAAGAAGCACCGCCGAGAGGUCGCCACCUGGCAGAUCGGGGCCGAGGUCAAGCCGCCCAAGCAGGGAGCGACCUUGCUGGCCAGCCUGAAGGGCAAGGCCGAGGAGGCGUGCGAGGAGCUCGACCUGGACGCCAUCAAGGGCGACGACUCGGUGGAGGUGUUCCUGGAGUGCCUCGGGAAGCGCUUUCCCGAGAUCGAGGUGCUGGAGACCCCAGCGCUGCUGGAGACCUUCGCGCGCCCGGCCUGCGUCCGGCACAAGUACGAGGAGAUCCGCGACUACAGCAACCGCUUCAACGGGAUCGCCACCAAGCUGAAGGCCAAGGGCAUCCAGGUGCCCGACGAGGUCUUGGCGGACCUGUACAUCAAGGGGGCCCGCCUGCCCCCGGAGCGCGCGGCGAGUGUGCUCAACGGUGUGGGCAACCAGUUCAACCCCACCAAGAUUCAGGAGCAGUUGAUGAUCAACUUGCCCAAGGUAUCGGUCGUGGACGGCAACAAGGACAGCCCGACAAAGGAGGCUACGGAGCGGGCGUACGCCACGGAGACCUACGAGGAGGAUCGUAGGGCCGAGUUCGACGGCGCGUCCUCAGACAGCUCCGACGACUACGAGGACGAGCUGCCCGACGAGCUGCAGGACGCGAUCGACGAGGCGGAGGAGCAGGUAGCCUUCUUCACCAAGAAGAUGGUGCGCGCCAAGGACAAGCUGAAGGAGGCGAAGCAGGCGCGCGGCUACUUCGCCAAGCGCGACGGCGACAACCCGCCGAAGAGAGACGAUCCCAAGAUCGCCAAGAUGAAGGCAAGGACACACUGCGGCGCAUGUGGCCAGAAGGGCCAUUGGCGCGGUGACCCGCAGUGCUCGAAGAAGAACGACCCUAACGCCAAGGCCGACAUCCCGAAGAAGGGAAGCAACAGGACGAACAUCGCCACGCACGAGACCAGUGACGCGCAGGAGCCUCACGUGGCGGAGAUGACGGUCGCGGCGGUCUACCAGCAGGACCAGCGGGCCGCAGCUCGCGACAGGAAGUACGGCGCGCUGCACAGCAUCGACGGGAUGCAGAUGCGCCAGGCCGCCGGGCUACCCGAAGAAGUUACGGCAGCGGCGUUCUUCAUCAAUAAGGACCACCAGUGCCUGAUGGCCGCGACGAGCUCGGCGCCUAUCUACCUCAGCGUCGAGGACCUGCUGAAGGAGUCGGGGGGCAAGCUGACCUUCGACGCGGCCUGCACGCGGUGCGUCGGCGGCCUCGACUGGUACAACGACAUCAAGACGAGGCUGGCCGCCUUCAACAUCCAGCCCAUCGAGUACCCCGAGAAGGAGCCGUUCCGGUUCGGGGCGUCGAAGGUGGUGCUCAGCCUCAAGGCGGCGCUGAUCCCCUGUUCGGUGAACGGCAAGGCCUUCACCGUCCGCAUGAGCAUCGUGCGCAGCGCCGUGCCAGGACUGUUCAGCCGCAAGGCCCAGAGCGAGCUGGACACAGUCUACCACGCCGGAGACAACAAGCUGGACAUCAAGUCGAUCGACGAGCACGACAUCCAGAUGGGCCUGAGCCGCGCCGGACACCCGACGCUGGACAUCGCAGGCUUCACGCCGAGCUACAAGCCCGUUUCGGACGUCUCGGAUGCCAAGGCCGAGAUUCGUCUCCACCCUUGCGCUUCUUACCACGCUGAGACAGCUGUGGCCAGCGCCGCCAAGCCGGCGGUGCCCGAGGCUCGCCACCAAGGGGUCGCCUCGGAGGCCGACGAGUCUCAGUCGGACACUGACUGCGACGCGCUCGAUAGCGCCGAACUGUUUGAGCAGCAGGUGCGCCAGGCCAUGGGCGCAUGCAUUCCAUCGACGACUACAUCCCAGGGCUUGGCAAGAAGAACAAGGAAGCUCCAGCAGCUGUGCUGGGACCGCCAGAUCGAGUUCGACCAGCGCACGACCGUGCUGGAGCUCAGGCAGCGCCUCAAGGGCUGGAAGGUCAAGGACGCGGCCAGCAGUGCCUCGGCAACGGUGGCUCAUCCGAGCUCACAGAUCACCGGGGCCGACAAGAUGCGCUUCGGCAAGUACCCCACGGCGGACUACCGCUGGGUGCUCAAGAACGACCUGGGUUACGCGCAGUGGGCGGUCCUGGAGCUCAACAGCAACCGGGCAAGCCCGCUCCUGGCGCGGUUUGCCAGGUGGGUCAAGGCGCACGGAGUGCAGCCCCUUCCCCAGGAGAAGGCCAAGACCACCUUGGAGGCAGUGAUGGCCGAGGAGGUGGUGCUGGACGACGUGUGGGUGGCGCCGGCGGCGACGACCACGAGGGCCUCAGCAAGCCAGGGGAGCUGGGCCGGGCAUCGGCGCCAGCGUCCUCCGGAGCCGCACGAGAUGGACACCAGCGACAUGGGCUUCGAGAAGGCGGGCGAGACCGACAGGGAGGACGGGUCGCCAGCCCCGAGGCGGCGGCCGGGCAUCAAGAAGGGCAAGCGCGUCGGCCUCCUCUACCAGGUCACGGGCUUGCUGAGCGCCUUCGCCUUUCAGACGGUGCUCACCGCGGACUGGCUGGCUAGACCUCUCAAGCCAGUGGUGCAGCAUGCUAGCUGUGCUGCGCGAGACGUGGUCGACCACGUCCAGAACGUCAAGGAGGCUUACAGCGUUCGCAGCCACCGCGUGGACGUCAUGCAGGCGUUCGGAGGCGAAGGCGGCAUCACCGAGGCGGCGUGGAAGCGCCAGAUGACGGCCACAGAGGUGAUCGACCGCAAGUACGGAUGGGACUUACGCGAGCAGAAGGACCUCGACGCGACGUACGACCUGUACUACGCCUCGAGGCCGAAGUUCGUGUCAAUCGAGUUACCCUGCACCCACUACACGAACAUCACGCACCUCAACUUUCGGGCGCCGCAGGCCAAGCAGGCGCUCCGGCGGAUCUGGAGGGCGGAGCGGCCGUUCCUUCUAUUGGCCCGCGAGCUCUUCAAGUACCAGCUCGACUCUGGCGACAUGGCCAUGAUCGAGAACCCGGCCACCAGCCGGCUAUGGACACAGCGCGCGAUUUUGGAGCUUUUGGCAGACGAGCGCGUGUACCAGGUGAGGCGCGACAUGUGCGAGUACGGAGCUCGACACUACAAGACGGGGGGACUCAUCAAGCACCCCACGAAGCUGCUCGUUACCCACAAGGAGUUCGAGCAGCUGAAGCGCACCUGCAGCCGCAAGCACCACGACCAUACCUUCGGGGACAACGCGGCGGUGCGCAAGUCUGGCGUUUAUCCUGCUAAGUUCUGCCGAGCGGUGGUACGCAUCGUGGAGCAAGUUAUUCGCCAGCAAGGCCCCAUGGGCGGCGGAGACGACUUCGCCGACACUCACGACGUGCGGGCCGAAGAUACUGUGGACGGCAGGAUCGGGGUCGGCGCGAUUACCUUCACAAAGAAAGCAGCAGCCUGCUGCAAGCCAGCCGAGCUGGCCAUGCUCAAGAGACUCCAUGUCAACUUGGGCCAUCCGUCUAAUGAAGAUUUGGGACGCAGCUUGCGACUCAAAGGCCCUAAGUCGGCCACCGUCCAGGCCGUCAAGGGGCUGAUCUGCGGGGUGUGCCGCUCGCAGCAGCGCCCGAGCGCGAGGAGACCAGCGCGCCCCCACUUCGUGCAAGAUUUUGGAGACGACGUCGGCUUCGACUGUUUCGAGCUCAAGGACGUCGACGGCAAGAGCUACUGGUACUUCAGUAUCGUCGACCUGGCUACCACCUUCCACGUCGCGACGCAGAUCGGUCGCCACACCGGCCAGGAGUUCGCCGCCGCGUUCGAGAGGUGCUGGGCCUCCUGGGCGGGCGUACCGGACCGAGUCCACUUCGACAUGGAGAAGGGGUUCGGCGGCGCCCUCAGCGAGCUGUUGCAGUCAUUCAACACGGUGCAGCUGCCCAUCGCCGGUCAGGCACAUUGGCAGCUCGGUCGCGUGGAACGCCAGGGAGCUUGGUGGAAGGAGCUCGCGGCGAGGACGAUCGAGCACUCCUCGAUCAGGGGCGAGGACGAGAUGCGGACGCUGGCCAUCAUGAAGAAGGAGCAGCGGGAGCAGCACAACCGCAACGCCAAGAAGGGCAUCUGGCGGGGGCCGUGCGUAGUCAUCGGCCACCAAGGCGAGAACACCUGGGUCUCGCUAGGAGGGCACACCAUGCUGGUGGCCCCGGAGCACAUCAAGGCACUCGCUCCGGACGACGUCUGGUUCCCGAACGGCAGGGACGAGAUCGGUCAGGCCGUGGCCGAGCUCAACCGGGCUCGCGACUCGCUCGAACAGGAAGAGGCUCCGGUGGAGGACAUCCUCCCGGCGCCUGGCGAGCCCGAGGUCAAGCCAGACGAGAUGGAGCAGGCGUGGCGGGAAUUUAUCGACAACCCGGACGACAGCGACCUCAGGCUGAACGUCUCCGAGGAUCCGCCCCAGCAGGAGCAGAUCCAGGUGCUGCCCGCCGACGUGCCGCAGCAAGCUGAAGAAGAGCGAACCUACGGCCCUGACGAGUUCCGACGACGUCGAGCUACCUUCGACGGAGGGGACAGCGGCGAUUUCGGCCCGGCCUUCAAGCGCCUCCAGACCGAGAGGGAGCACACAGGCUCUGGCGCCCUGCCCGCAAGGGCAACUUCGCGCGACCGCGCUGCGGCGCCCGAUCAAGAGGCAGCAUCCGGACCCGAAGCAGAAGGAGCCCGCCAACGUUCGAGGUCGGCCCCAAGACAAGUACUGCAAACCUCCAUCGUGACCGAGAGGAUCAAGCGCAAGCAGGCCGACAAGGAGACCCACUGGAGGGCCAUCAAGGACUCCGAUCGGGAGCUCUUCAGGGAGGCGGCCGCCAAGCAGUGGAGCGAGUGGCAGAAGUAUGGCUCUUGUCAGGUACUCUCCAUCGAGGAGUCCGAGGCGAUCAGGGGCAUGAUCAAGCCCAGCCUCAUCCUGCCCAGCCGGUUCGUGUACCGGGACAAGAACGCCCCGCUGCGGACCGACAAGCAUCCGCUGCCGGUCAAGGCGAAGGCCCGACUCUGCGUCGGGGGUCACAUGGACCCGCGCCUCGCUCAGGGCGACCUGCGGACGGACGCGCCCACGGUCACCCGCAACUCGACCAUGCUGUUCUUCACCAUCUGCCAGAGGUUCGACCUGGAGAUCUACGCGGCGGACGUGGAGGCGGCUUUCAUGCAAGGCGACGAGCAGCCCGACCAGCAGCUGUACAUGGCCCAGCCUCGCGAAGGUCUGCCUGGGCUCAACCCGAAGCAGCUGAUCAAAAUCCUCAGGGGAGUUUUCGGGCUGGCGACGGCACCGAGACAGUGGUCGGCGAAGCUCAAGAGGACCUUGCUCGCGGUGGAGGAGAAGCUGAGCGACAAAUACUUGUUUCGCCUACACCAGCACUCGCUGGACCCAGCGCUGUACUACGGCUACGACCAGCACGGGGAGCUCUGUGCGGUGGUGGUCGCCCACGUGGACGACUUGCUGCUGGGGAUCUCGCACAAGUGCCCGGGCCUCUACGACAGGCUUCACAAGCUGUUGCCCUGGGGCGACUGGCGAGGCUUGCCAUUUACCUUUUGCGGCAAGCAGGCCUGGCGAGAUCAAGAAGGAGUGCUACAUCUACGGCAGACCGAGUACGCGAACACCAUCGAGGAGAUUCCGCUCAGCAAGGAGCGCAAGACGGAACUGUCGUCAGAUGCUACGCCAGCUAAGUUCUCGGAUAACCGCUCCGCACUCGGAGCGCUCGGGCGGCUUUCAUCGCAGACUCGUCCCGACCUGGCAGCUGGAGUGGCCAUGGGGCAGCGAACCCAGAACAAGCCCACCAUCCAGGGCUUGCUCGAGACGAACAGGCUCAUCAAGCUGGCGCGGAAGCACGCGGACGUGGGUUUGGAGUUCCCUAAGCUACGUGGACCUCUGUGCCUGGUGACGUUCCACGACGACAAGAAGAUCAAGAUUCGCUCGCAGGCCGGCUACGUGACUUUUCUCGCA
This is a messenger RNA of Prorocentrum cordatum, 6009 nucleotides long. NCBI's taxonomy places the organism in Eukaryota, Dinophyceae, Prorocentrales, Prorocentraceae. The record is from the annotation of a GenBank genome assembly.